Prunus armeniaca (apricot) is the source of this 711-nucleotide messenger RNA. The record is from the annotation of a GenBank genome assembly. Lineage: Eukaryota; Viridiplantae; Streptophyta; Magnoliopsida; Rosales; Rosaceae.
AUGCAGUGGUGUAGAUCUCACUUCAGAACACACUCAAAAUGUGACAUUCUCUUGAAUAACAUGUGUGAGGCAUUCAACAAGUCUAUCCUUGAUGUUAGAGACAAGCCUAUCGUAACAUUGCUCGAGAGGAUCAAGUAUUACAUCAUGUUGUUGAUGACAACUAGAAGAGAAUCUAUGGAGAAAUGGGCCCAUGAUGUGGGGCCAAGAGUUUUUGCAACUCUUGAGAAGCUUAAGAAGCAGUCAGCCUGGUGCAUUCCAAGGCUUGUAGGGGAGAACAAAUAUGAGGUUAAGUGUUUUGGAGGCACUCAGGUGGUAGUUGAUUUAAGAAACAGAAGUUGUUCAUGUAGGCAAUGGGAUCUAACUGGGAUCCCAUGUAAGCAUGCUUGUGCUGCCAUUGGAAAAUUAAAUGGCAAUCACAUCAGCUAUGUCCAUGAUUAUUACAAAAAAGAGGCCUUCAUCAAAGCUUACACACCCAUGGUGCAUCCAAUGGCAAGUCAAGACUUGUGGGCUAAAACAAAUUUGCCACCUUUGCUGCCACCUAAGUUUCAUAAGCAGCUAGGGAGGCCAAAGAAAACCAAGAAAGCUUCAGCUGGUGAACCAUCACUACUACAAAAAAGGAAAAACACGACGGGAAUUCACCGUCGUGUAUUCUGUUUUCAAAUGGUCGUGGAAUCCACCGACAUCUUUUCCAUAACCAAACCACGACGGUGA